Messenger RNA from Alexandromys fortis (reed vole), 5269 nucleotides. RefSeq names its product calpain 15 (gene Capn15). Gene Ontology annotation, molecular function: calcium-dependent cysteine-type endopeptidase activity. The transcript is spliced from 13 exons. Lineage: Eukaryota; Metazoa; Chordata; Mammalia; Rodentia; Cricetidae. Gene Ontology annotation, cellular component: cytoplasm. The coding region runs from base 521 to 4084 and encodes 1187 amino acids. Gene Ontology annotation, biological process: proteolysis. The record is from RefSeq and is a predicted model, not a curated record.
GCCCCGGCUGGGCGCCACGCUACGGAGAAGGCGUAAGGCGUACCGGGUGGGCCGGGCGGGACGGCGGGCGCUACGGAGGCGGCGUAAGGUUGCCGGGCCGAGACUAGAGCUUCGGGUCCGAAACGCGCUAAGCCGGCGGAGCAUCGCGGCUGGCGUAAAGGGGGCCUUAGUGCCCUCCGGUUGAAGUUGUGGGUCAACCGUUUGAGGGCCGGCACCAGGGCCGCGCCCGCCUAGCCCGACCGCGAGCGCUGAGAAGGCGCCGCCGGCUCGCUAAGGUCCCUGAGUGCAGUUGUCAGAACCCAGAAGGAAGGCAUGUAGAACCUUGUAUACAGCUGUCUACCAUACGUGUGGAGUUAACAACCACCAGGUCUACAGAAGGUGCUGGGCAAAAGGCCUGCAGAAGGAAGCCGGCUGCCCUUCCUCCGGUGUGGGCAUUCUCCUCUCUCCAUGCUUCCGUUCGUGUGCCACCGGCCAGAGGUGACCAGGCCCGGCUCUCUACGUGGCCACUGUCAGGGGGGCCAUGGGGAGCUCCGCCUCCUCCUUGGCUGCCGAGACGGAGUCAGACCACGGCUUCCCUGGGGGGCCACCCUACCCAGGGCCCCCGGCAGCAGCUGGCUGGUGUAGGAGUGGACCUGGGGAGACUGUCUGGGGAAGUGCUCUGGUCACCAGACAGCACCCACGUCCCCGGGCCCGAAGCCACACACAUUCUCCUGGGUCUAUGGCCACAGUUGGGGAGUGGUCCUGUGCGCGCUGCACCUUCCUGAACCCUGCCGGCCAACGCCAGUGCUCCAUCUGUGAGGCCCCCAGGCACAAGCCAGAUCUUGACCAGAUCCUGCGGCUCAGCGUGGAGGAGCAGAAAUGGCCCUGUGCACGUUGUACAUUCCGGAACUUUUUAGGCAAAGAGGCUUGCGAAGUGUGUGGCUUUACCCCAGAGCCUGUUCCUGGAGCCCCUCUGCUGCCCAUUAUCAAUGGGGUCCUGCCCAAGCCACCCACCAUACUGGUGGAACCAAAGGGCAACUGCAAGGAGGAAGCAGGCCCUGUGCGGACAGCAGGGCUAGUAGCCAUGGAGCCAGCCAGAGGGCACUCUGAGGAAGAAGAAGAAAAGAAGCAGGAGGACGAAGGGGAAGGGGCAGAGCCUGGCAGUGGCUGGGCAUGCCAGCGCUGUACACUGCAUAACACACCAGUGGCCAGCUCUUGUUCUGCCUGUGGGGGACCCCGGAAACUGUCAUUACCUCGCAUCCCCCCAGAGGCCCUGGUGGUUCCUGAGGUUGUGGCCCCUACUGGCUUCCAUGUUGUUCCUGCUCCAUCCCAGCCUAUCCUCCCUGGGGAAAGUGCUGAUGCUGCUUCUCCUUCCACCAGCCAGGGUCCCAUCUCCACUGACCAGGAGCCCCCCAGGGUACCACCCUUCAGCCCCUUCUCACCCACCCUACAGAACAACCCUGUGCCCAGAAGCCGCCGGGAGGUUCCCCCUCAGCUUCAGCCACCUGUGCCUGAGGCUGCUCAGUCCUCGACCUCCACAAGCUCCAAAGGGCCCCCACAGGGCCCUGGACGAGCUGCAGCUGGGGCCUCCCGCCUAGCUGAGCUGCUGUCAGGCAAGGAGUUGCUACCAGGCAAGCGACUGAGUGUAUUGGAGGAGGAGGCCCCAGAGAGCAGCCCUGCCCGCUGUGAGUCGUGCAGUGAUGUCAUUGACCUGGCUGGAGACACUGUGCGCUACACACCUGCCAGCCCCUCCAGCCCUGACUUCACCACCUGGUCAUGUGCCAGGUGCACGCUUAGGAACCCCACAACAGCCCCCAGGUGUUCAGCAUGUGGCGGCUCCAAGCUGCAUGGUUUCCAGGAGCACAGUGAGCCCCCUACCCACUGCCCCGACUGUGGUGCCGACAAGCCUGGCCCCUGUGUCGGCUGCUGUGGACGAGCUCCCUCAGCACACAAGGCUGCCCGCCUCUUGCCUGAUCGCCUGGGCCAAUGGGCCUGCCCUGCCUGCACCCUGAUCAACACGCCUCGGGCCAAGCACUGUGCAGCCUGCCAUACACCACAGCUUCUAGUGACCCAGUGCCGGGGGGCUACACCCCUGAGGCGCAGGGAGAGCAUGCAUGUGGAGAAGCGGAGGCAGACAGACGAGGGCGAGGCCAAGGCACUCUGGGAGAACAUAGUGGCUUUCUGCAGAGAGAACAGUGUGAACUUUGUGGAUGACAGCUUCCCCCCCGGGCCUGCAUCUGUCGGCUUCCCAGUGGGCGACAGCGUCCAGCAGCGAGUGAAGCAGUGGCUGCGGCCCCACGAAAUCAACUGCUCUGUCUUCAGGGACCACAGCACUCCGUGGUCAGUCUUCCACACCCUGAGGCCCUCUGACAUCCUACAGGGCCUGCUGGGGAACUGCUGGUUCCUGAGUGCGUUGGCAGUCCUGGCUGAACGUCCUGACCUCGUGGAGCGGGUAAUGGUUACACGUAGCCUAUGUGCAGAGGGUGCCUACCAGGUGCGGCUGUGCAAGGAUGGCACAUGGACCACAGUGCUUGUGGACGACAUGCUGCCCUGCGACGAGGCUGGCUUUCUGCUCUUCUCACAGGCACAACGAAAGCAGCUGUGGGUGGCCCUCAUUGAGAAGGCGCUGGCCAAGCUGCACGGCUCCUACUUUGCGCUCCAGGCAGGGCGUGCCAUUGAAGGCCUGGCCACACUCACCGGUGCCCCCUGUGAGAGCCUGGCGCUGCAGGUCAGCUCCACUAACCCCCGAGAAGAACCUGUUGAUACUGACCUCAUCUGGGCCAAAAUGCUGAGUUCUAAGGAGGCUGGGUUUCUCAUGGGUGCCUCCUGUGGGGGAGGUAACAUGAAGGUAGAUGAUGCUGCUUACGAGAGCCUGGGUCUGCGCCCCCGCCAUGCUUACUCCAUCUUGGAUGUUCGUGAUGUUCAGGGCUCCAGGCUCCUGCGACUCCGGAACCCUUGGGGCCGUUUCUCCUGGAAUGGCAGCUGGUCGGAUGAGUGGCCACACUGGCCAGGGCACCUGCGAGCUGAGCUCAUGCCACAUGGCAGCAGCGAGGGUGUUUUCUGGAUGGAGUAUAGUGACUUUAUCAGGUACUUUGACUCUGUGGACAUCUGCAAGGUACACUCAGAUUGGCAGGAGGCACGAGUUCAGGGAUGUUUCCCAAGCACUGCCAGUGGACCAGUGGGUGUGACCGCGCUGACAGUGCUGGAGCGUGCCUCCCUGGAGUUUGCCCUUUUCCAGGAGGGCAGCAGGCGCUCGGAUUCAGUGGACAGCCACCUCCUGGAUCUGUGCAUCCUGGUGUUCCGGGCCACUUUUGGCACCGGUGGCCGCCUGAGCCUGGGCCGCCUCUUGGCCCACAGCAAACGUGCUGUUAAGAAGUUUGUGAACUGUGAUGUCAUGCUGGAACCUGGCGAGUAUGCUGUGGUGUGCUGUGCCUUCAACCACUGGAACCCUGCUCCACCAGGGCCCCCUGCCCAGGGUAAGGGCCCCAGCCAGAUGAGGCCCAUACCCACCUUCCCACCCUCUGAGCCCCAAAGCCCACCCACGGGAAAGCUGCUGGCUCCGUUAUCCACACCCCUCACAGCCUCCAGCCCCUCAACAGGGGUCCCCCGAGGUGCCCCCGAGCCACCCGGCCACGUACUCGCAGUGUACAGCUCCAGGCUGGUCAUGGUGGAGCCGGUGGAGGCGCAGCCAACCACACUGGCCGAUGCCAUCAUCCUGCUCACUGAGAGCCGGGGCGAGCGGCAUGAGGGCCGAGAGGGCAUGACCUGCUACUAUCUGACUCAUGGCUGGGCGGGGCUCAUCGUGGUAGUGGAGAACCGGCACCCCAAGUCCUACCUGCAUGUGCAGUGUGAUUGCACCGACAGCUUCAAUGUGGUAUCCACACGUGGCAGCCUGCGCACCCAGGACAGUGUACCACCCCUGCACAGGCAGGUCCUGGUGAUCUUAUCCCAGCUGGAAGGCAAUGCUGGAUUCUCUAUCACCCACCGCCUGGCACAUCGCAAGGCAGCUCAGGCCUUCCUCAGCGACUGGACGGCCUCUAGGGGUACCCACAGCCCCCCACUCACACCUGAUGUGGCUGGUCUCCAUGGACCCCGGCCACUAUGACUACAGUUCCCUAGGGCAGGGCCUACGUGCAGAUCCACCCACCUGCCCUUCCCUACGUGCACUUUAUGAGGGAGACCCCCAAUGGAGGAUGCUUGAACCAGAAUCUCAGGACCCUGCCCAGGGAGCCGCCGGCUACAGGGUGCAGCCUCCCCUGGGCCUCCCUCCUCUCCUCCCACACUCCAAAUACCCUCAGUCCCCCACCAGGCCUCCCAGCUGCCAUGCUGAAUACCUCGAGCCGGGUGGGCUUCAUUCCAGUACUUCUAUCCUGAGCCCUGGGGACAGCUUCAGGUAGCCAAGGCCCUGUGAAUAUGCGGUCACUUGCUAUAGAGAGGCAGUCUAGAUAUAUGUUCAGAGAACCAGAUCUGGGGGUUCAGAGGCCAUGAUCCUGCCUUGAGAGCCUGGGCAACCCUUUGUGGAGGCUCCGAUCUGCUGCUUCCCCCCCUUGGUUUGUUCCCAAGCCCAGCUCCCUGCCUAGUGAGCAGGGUCCUGAUAGCCUUGGCACAUGAGUGGCGCAUUGCAGGAAGCAGAUGCCUGGUGGCCAUCAGCCAGGGCUUGGGGACAGCUGCCCCUCCUGCAACACUAUGCAAUUCCUGGAGCACCUUCCAGGAUCGAAGCCAUGAUGGGGUGGCAGGUUGGGAGCCAGACCUUGCCCGGCUGUCUGGAGAAGCGCUUCGUCCUUAGCUUCUCUGGCCACAAUCAGCACUGUCCCUCGGCCUCAGUCUGUCCACAAAGAAGGACACUCCCCAACCCAGUCCCAUCACAGGCACAUGUAAGGUGUGACUACUUCCUCUCCUAGAUGAGGGAGCCAAGCUGCCCACCUGCCCAGCAUUUCCCUAGCUGCUUGUCAGAGCCCUUAUCUGUCACAUGGACGCCUGAGUCAUUUCCUGGGCCCCCCCCCCACCUGGCCGCCACUGUCCUGCAGCCCCAUAGGCAGUGGGCAGCUUGCACACCCACUGUCCUUGCCUCCAUGGGGCUUGCGAGGGUUUUUAUACCUAGAGAAACAUUCCCUUCCCCUCUGGGCCUCCUUUUACUCUGAGCUGUGAAUAUUUUUAACCCUGUAAAUAGGACCAGCUCUUCGAACACAGAGACUAUUUUAUCAGCUAUCAGUCCCUUCCUUGUUCGAUGACUCCAUAGGCCAUUUCCACUCAGGCUCCAAGGACCAAAUAAAAGCGUUUUGUUUUGUAA